CGCUAUGGGGAUGACGAUUUUCAAGUUGCGACGAAAUUAUUGAGUAGUGGCGUAUUCAGGGCGAUGACGCAAAGAAUUUUUUUUUGGUGGAGGCUUAAUCAGCAAUUAGGAGCAAUUCAUUACUUAAUUAACUGUCCGGUGCCGCCACUCAGGCCAGACGUGUGUGGAGGAGGACUUGCCUGCGGAGUUUUGCGGCUGGCGGACUCCGCCCCUGAAGAGGGGACAACCUUACUCAAAGAGGUCCCGUGACGUCACACACCCGACCCCGAGCGUAAAGAGCCGAGCCGCCUGGCCCGACUGGCGACGAACGGAACGAAAUCUGCCGUAGGUUGUUUUAUUUGGACGGAGUUCCCCAGACGAGAAAAGCAAAUCCGCCUGCGAUGGACACAGCGUCCGUGUGCGAGUGAGCAGUGAUAAGAGGCGUCCUGUCCGAGUCGGAGGAGCAGCGUCCGACCGCAAAUUUCCACCCCGAUAUGAGCCCUCGGCGCACCGGCUAAGCUGCAAUGUCGACGAGAUCUCAGCUCACGAAGGACCUCAAUGAGAGUGUCAAAUCUCUCCUGGGCAAGAACAUAAAGAUCUUACGGAAAACGCUCGUGAAACUAGAGAAAAAUGACAAGAAGACAGAAAACAGAGUCAUGGUGUUUUCACCAUGUCGACUAUUCUUCCUCACGGCCAAGGUGCCGACCCGAAUCGACUUUCACUUCCACUACCUGGAAAUCCAGAAAAUUGAGAGCAAAAAGUCGAACCAGCUGGUGCUCAGCGUCUCGGGCAUCGAACGCACCCUUGUGCUGUACCCGAGCCAGAUCAGCGAGACCACCUCCAUGACCAGGGUGGACCCUGACAUGGCAGCCUGUCUCGAGGUCGACGGCAUGCUCAGCACCCUCGCCUCUGCCCUGCUAGUCAUCUUUCCGAGCGUUCCCAUCACGAAUAUUAUUAGAAAAAUCGAGCUAGUUCCUGAAAAGCGGCUGGAGCAGUUGCUGACCGAAAUCUCGCCGGCGGCAACUGGUACUUUUAGCGGAGUCGGACCCUGCUGUGGUUUCUCAACACAGUAUGCUUGCAUGUGCGAUUACCACGGACUGCCCUACAGAGACGAAGUGGCGUGGGACAUUGACACAAUUUACCUUUCUCACAACUCCAAGGAGCUGAGUCUGAAGGAUUUUGAGCACUUGGACCAACGCGAUAUAGUUCCAAUUGUGAGCGCCCUAGAGCAUAAUACGUGGUUCACAAAGUUACGAGCUGGACACAUUCGCAUGUCCCACGAAGCUUUGGACCGAAUCCUGCUUGUGAUAAGAAGAUCUCUGAGCAUCGAAGAGCUUUACUUAGACAACCUAGGUUUAAGAGGUGACUUUGCUCACAAGUUGUCUUUGUCUCUGCUUGCCAAUCCACAUAGUCACUUGCACUCCUUGGACUUGUCCAACAACUUGAUCGAAGACAAAGGAGUCGGUCACCUUAGUCACGUCUUCGGGAGGCUUCCAACGGGCUUGGUCAAGCUCAACCUUUCCUUUUGCGGGCUGACCUGCAAAGGUGUCAACCAACUGGCCCACGCCCUUCUGUCCAACCCGAACAUGUCCUCCACCUUAGCACACCUAGACAUUUCAGGCAACAACCUCAAAGAGGAACUGAAUAACCUGUGCAACUUCCUGGCUCAACCAAACUGUAUUUCCCAUUUGGAUGUGUCGGGAACGGACGCAACUCUAGAACAUUUGUUUGGAGCUCUUCUGAGAGGCUGCACUACUCAUCUGACCCACCUCAACGUGUCCAAAAACAGAUUCGCCUCAAAGAAGGGCAAGGAAGUGCCACCUUCUUUCAAACAGUUCUUCACCAGCACUCUCAACCUCAAGUAUCUCAAUUUCUCAGGCUGCUCUCUGCCUCUGGAUGCUCUCAAAAAUCUGCUGUUGGGCCUUGCUUGCAACGAAUCGACAGAAGGCCUUGCUCUCGACCUGAGCAACAACAACCUGAGUGCCUCUGGUGCCCACGUGAUAGAGUCUUGCAUCCACGGGGUCAGGUGCCUCGGCCAACUUGACCUGAAUGAAAACAACUUUGACGUCGAACUCGGAUCUGUCAUCACAGCAAUCGGGAAGAACAAGUCGUUGAAACACCUGAACCUGGGACGGAAUUUGGCCAGCAUGAAGCAAAAGCAUGUGGUGGUUGUGAUGGAGGCGCUGGUGCAAAUGAUCCAGGAGGAUGACUGCAUUUUGCAGUCCCUGUCUUUAGCUGACAGCAAGCUCAAAACCGACGUAUUCAGCCUCAUCAAUGCCCUGGGCAGCAACCAGUGUCUCCAGAGCAUUGACAUUAGCGGCAACAUGAUGGGAGACGCGGGUGCCCGCCUUUUGGCCAAGGCCUUGCAAAUCAACACAAAAUUAAAAAACCUGGUCUUUGAUAGAAACAACGUUACACUGCAGGGCUACAGCGACAUUGCCUACGCCUUGGAGAGCAACUACACCCUAAGGUACAUGCCUUUUCCUGUGUUCGACGUCCAGCAUUGUAUGAAGGCAUCUGCUGAGAGAACUGACAUUAUCAUGCGACGAGUACAAGAGCUCAUCCACAGAAAUGUCACUCCGAAGAGGCAAUACCACAGUCAAGCUCUUCGUCUGCAGCAGGGCUUCCUCUUGACCUCCACCCAGCAGAUGGUUGACCGUCUUGUCCUGCAAACACAAGAUUCAAUCACCGCCUUGAGUCAGGUGCCUGCCGAGGACGUCCAGCUGAUUGAAGAGACCCAAGGCCUUAUUAGUGAUGCAGAAAGUGUCAAACAGCUUCUGCAUAGACUGAAUGAGGUUGCGCUGAAGGGUGACGUAGAUGACGGAACUGGACCUGUGGACAUCAAACUCCAACAAUGUGCCAUUGAGCUUCACACAACUUGUGCAGGAUACAUUCAAAGAACCAUAGAAAAUAUGAUGACUUGUGCCAUAAAAGAGUGUCCACAUGUUCUUGCUGAUGCUCAGACGCAGCAGGAAAUUGCCAGACUCUGCAGAGCAAAAUCAUCAAUGCCAUUGGAUUUCGUCAACAACUGCAUCGUCGAACAGGCUGGAACGGAAAUAGUCAAUAAAAUCAAAGAGCUAAACCUCAUGACAGCUGCGCACCUCUCCGACAAAAUAACAGACGAAGUAAUAGAGUGCCUGUCUAGAAGCCAUAAAGCAAUUGUUGGAGACUCAAGAGCAAGCAUCAGAAAAAGAUCUUCAACUCCAGAUGUCUUACGAACAAGAUCGAGAUUGAGUUCCGAUGCACUGAAGAGUGAGGCAGGCGGCACGUCCCCCUCCGACUGCAGCCUUCCUAAUUCCACAGAGCAGUCGCCCAUGUUGGAAUACUUGAACCUUGCCACUCCGCACAUGUCUUCAAAACGCAAAAGUUUGUACGGUCGGAAACUUCGGCCUCAGUCUGUGGUGGACUCUUCAGAAGGAUUGUCGGCUGAUGACAUUCCAGACCUCCUGCCAAAAUCAGCUGAAGAGUCUCAAGACAGCGUGUCUGACCUGCCCUCUAGUGGGUCUGGCCAAGUUUUGAUGCAUCUAGUCAAGAGCCGGCCGAAGAGGGCAAAAACUCGCGCUCCAACACGGCCAAUGCUGCGCGGCAGCACCUCAGACACUGAACAGUCUUCUUCCAAGGACUCUUCGGCCAUUGCCGAGGGUCUCGACACUUUUUUCGUCAAACCAAGUCCAACACCUAGUAAUAGUUCCUCUUUGAUGAACACACCCAGAUCGCAGUCGAGUGACAACCUGAGGAAGGCGUCCCCUUUGCCGAUUCUCAAAACAGAUAAGAGCCAAAAGCCACCUGCGUCUCCACUUCUCACUUCCGAGGCUGAGGAGAGCACCUCUCCAUCUCCAGUACCAGACCAUGCCAAGCAGACUACGAUAAGUACAAAAAGCGAGACGUCGUCGCCUUUAAACACUAACAAAGUGGUUAACAAAGUUAAAGAAUCCUGUCGAAAACCGCCUCCUAUCGCCCCAAAGCCACGUCCGUGGUCGAUGUUCACUGGGGACAAAGUUUCAGGCGAGCUGUCUUUGGUCAGUGACGGAGGCUCGAGCUCGACCACUUCCGAUGCCAACACACCAGACUCGGUGGACGCUUUGGAUGAAUCGACCGAUUCUGGUCUGGUGAUUGACGCGUCCGAGACGGAGAAACAAGAGGCCAAGGAAGAAGUGGCCAAGUAAGAACAUUCCAGACUUCACUCCCUGUCUUUUGUAAGAUUAGUCGAGGAUCGAACAAACCAAAAACUUCGGUUGAAUGCUCGCGCACCCCUAUGUAAAAAGCUGUACGCCGCCGCUUUGACCCUCGCAGGGUCGUACGAUGGGAUUUGUCCAGAUCAAAGUUAUUAUGCAUAGACUGCGGUAGACACAUUCCAGUUUUCAGCACUGGUCAGGUGCCAAAAGACAAAAGUUUCAUAAUAUAUAAAAAUAACACUGUAUCAGUCACAACUUGAAUUCGACCCCCUUCCAACCUCAAGUGCUCCUCCGUUCAGGGUGACCCCUUUUUUAAUUUUGCGUUAUAUUUGUUAUUGUUUUGCCACACAACUUGAUUUUAUAUAUUUACACAUCUGUUAGUCAGGGUUUUGGGAAUUGUAUAAGUUCGAGCGACCAAUCUAGUUUCGUAUUAAGUUGCAAUCUAGCGUGUAAGGUCUAGACAUGGUUAUUUGAGUUAAUCCUCAAAAUUUUACAUUCUUCCAUUAUUCUUUUUUAUUUUGUUGAUUCUGAACAGGAAUUUUUAUAUCGACUGAAGAAGUUAAUCUUUUAAAAAACUUGUUUUAUUUAAAAAAAGCAAAAUUGUGUAAUUUACGACUUUCAGGAAACUUGACCCUCCCUUUUAAUGCCAAAAUUUACCAUGCUCAACCUGAGGACAAUUGAUUUUUCUUUUACUGUGAUGUAAUUUUAAGUGCACACGCGACCGCGUCUUUUCUCACCUGCCAAGUUUCUUCGAAAAAAAAACCGCCCGCCGCAAACCAGCCCUUCGAAACAAUUCCUCCUCCACUCUGGCUCAAAACUCGCCCUCCACCAGUGAACUUUGUCUUCACCGACUGGACGGGACGUUUAAGUGUUUUUAAUUGGCAAACGAUUUGAUUUAGCUGUUCCUGAAUAAGAGUGACUAACCAGAUUUCCGGGCUGUUUUGCACUUAGGCGAGCGUAGUCAAAUUAGGAAAAAAGUUAAUCUCUCAACAAAUCUUGUGCAUUUUUCGGUCAACUUUGCAUUUAGUGCUGAGUAUUUUCGGCUCGUUUUUCUUCCACACUUUUUUAUAUGCUCUCCUUUUGUAUUCCUUCAAGUGACAUACUUAAAUAUUCAAUAAAGCAGAAAAAUUAAACUCUAGCGUCGAACAAGAAAGAAAGCUCACUCAUCCGCUUAUUCGCGCAUAAAGCAUUCUUUUCCCACGGAAAUUCCAGAGUGUGAAAAAAACUAUACUGUGUCGAUGCAGAACCAUUCAAUUAUGUAUGUACGUGUCUCUCAAAAAUGGAUAAUUAAACUCUCGGAGAAUUGCGCCGGCGAUUCUCUUUAUAAGAUGGUAUAGUAAUUCAGGAUUAAUUGUAAGGAAAUGAAAACACGCAUUCUAGAUUUUCAAUCAAUUAACACCGAAAAAGAAGAAGAUAACCGGGAAGUGAAAGUUAGAAUUAAUCUUGUAAUUAAAAAUAUUAAUUCAUGCAGAUAAUUAUAUAACAAUUAUGGAACAUUACAGUAUUGUAUUGCAAUAAAAAAAUACAAAAUCCUUGAUAUUUGCAUUGUAA
Molecule: messenger RNA, 5705 nt
Organism: Neocloeon triangulifer
Lineage: Eukaryota; Metazoa; Arthropoda; Insecta; Ephemeroptera; Baetidae
Gene: LRR
Product: F-actin-uncapping protein LRRC16A
Exons: 25
Coding region: 504-4145 (1213 amino acids)
Biological process (GO): regulation of Arp2/3 complex-mediated actin nucleation; cell migration
Cellular component (GO): plasma membrane; lamellipodium
Molecular function (GO): protein binding
Source: RefSeq, a predicted model, not a curated record